AUGGAUCAAGCUCUAUAUUCUCUUGAGACAAGAUUUGAGCAAUUUCAAAAUUUAUGUUGCCACUGCUGGGAGAAGUUUUUCAAAGUUAAAGUUGAUCAAGUCAUAUUUGCGAUCAACUAUGUCAAAAGAAAGAUUGAAUGGACUAGCUAUCAUAUCCAUAGAAAGAGAACUAGUUGGGGACCUAGAUUAUGA
Camelina sativa (false flax) is the source of this 192-nucleotide messenger RNA. NCBI's taxonomy places the organism in Eukaryota, Viridiplantae, Streptophyta, Magnoliopsida, Brassicales, Brassicaceae. The record is from RefSeq and is a predicted model, not a curated record.